Messenger RNA from Fusarium venenatum, 4056 nucleotides. Its product is annotated as P-loop containing nucleoside triphosphate hydrolase protein. Gene Ontology annotation, cellular component: membrane. NCBI's taxonomy places the organism in Eukaryota, Fungi, Ascomycota, Sordariomycetes, Hypocreales, Nectriaceae. Gene Ontology annotation, biological process: transmembrane transport. The record is from RefSeq and is a predicted model, not a curated record. Gene Ontology annotation, molecular function: ABC-type transporter activity; ATP hydrolysis activity; ATP binding.
AUGUCGCAACAUGGAAAUCCCUCGGAUAACAUCGACAUCGAAAAGAUGGACAGGCCAAGCUCUUUGGAUAUCUCGAUAGAUCCUCGUGUCGAACAGAAUGGCAUGUCACGGCUCUCUAUGUCCGGUGGUGGAAACCUGUCACUUGCCGAUGUCCAGGCUGUUCACGUUCAAAUCCAUGACUUGGCGGUCUCAGUCGAUACGGCUCCAUCAUGGCUUGCACCUUCGACAUAUGGCGAUCUGGUCUCGUCAAAAUUCAACACUGCGCCAAAAAUGAAGCCGCUUCUUCAUUCUGUAAGCGCUAAUCUUCCACCAGGAACUUUGACGGCUAUCAUUGGAGGAAGUGGAUCUGGAAAGACGACACUACUCAACACCGUGGCUGAGAGAGUAUUGAGUUCCAGGUUGAGUCAAAGGGGUAUCGCUACUUUCAAUGGCAAAGUUGGAGUGCAUAGUGUCCGCCAUGCCUAUGUUAUGCAGCAAGAUAUCCUACUUCCAACACUCACCGUUAGAGAAACCCUUCGAUACUCAGCCGACUUGCGAUUACCACCAUCAACUACUUCCCAAGAACGACAAAGGAUUGUCGAAGAGGUCAUUCUCGAACUUGGUCUCAAAGAAUGUGCCGACACGAGGAUCGGAAACUCUCAGCAUCAUGGAUGUUCAGGUGGCGAGAAGCGACGCACCAGCAUUGGCGUUCAACUACUAGCUAACCCUUCUGUUCUCUUCCUCGAUGAACCUACCACCGGCCUUGACGCGACAAGCGCCUAUCAGCUUGUUCGAACACUGAAGACACUUGCGCAAAAAGGGCGAACCAUCAUUACGACAAUCCAUCAACCUCGAUCUGAAAUCUGGGAUUUGUUCGACAACUUGAUUGUUCUUACCAAGGGUAGCCCUGUCUACUCAGGUACAAUCAAGGACUCUGUUCCAUGGUUUGGAGAAUUGGGAUAUCAGCUCCCACCUUUUGUCAACCCCGCCGAGUUCAUCAUCGAUAUUGCAGCUGUCGAUAAUCGUACGCCCGAGCUGGAACAGGAAACCACGGCCAAGGUUGAGCAUUUAAAGAUUGCUUGGAAUCAGGAGACUUUGAAGCGAUAUCCUCACCCAGACAAGACUAUUGACAUCGGCGAUGGAAAGAAAAAGAGGGAUAAGAAGACGAAAGAACAUGCGGGCUUUCUACGGCAGGUUACAGUCCUUACCGAUCGUACACUCAAAGUGACGUAUCGCGAUCCCCUCGGUAUGGCAUCUUCCAUCACAGAAGCUGUUUUCAUGGGUCUCGUAACGGGCUACAUGUUCUACAAUCUCGGUCGCGAUCAAGCCGGUAUUCGAUCUCGACAGGGUGGUCUCUAUACAGCAGCUGGUCUUCAGGGUUACCUCAUCCUCAUCUUCGAAGUCUACCGCAUGACAUUCGAUAUCCCAACCUUUGACCGUGAGAACUCGGAAGGAUGCGUCGACGCCCUCCCCUUUGUUCUUUCGCGCCGAAUCGCUCGGAUGAUCACCGAAGAUGUCGCAGCACCAUUCCUCUUCUCCGUUCUCUUUUUCUUUAUGGCUGGUUUCGAGCGAGAUGUGGAACGGUUCUUCACAUUCUUCGCCAUCACACUUCUCAACCAAUAUAUUGCUGUUACUUGUGCCAUGGUUUGCGUGGCAACAGUCAGGCAUUUCGCUGGCGCGAGUGUGAUUGCCAAUCUCAUCUUUACACUGCAAAGUAUGGCCUGCGGCAUGUUUAUCAACGUCAACAGUCUUCCUGUUUACGUUCGUUGGUUGAAGUGGCUUACUUACACGUUCUACGUCUUUAGUGCGUACUGCGGUAACGAAUUUGAAGGGAGCUUUUACGACUGUCCCGCCUCGAAUGAUGAGUCUGACCCAAGAUGCAAGCAGUAUACGGGAUCAUAUAUCAUGGAAUCUCUCGGCUUUCCAAAGGAUUGGGUCGCCAAGCCAAUUCUCGUCUGCCUGGCUUUUGUCGUGUUCUUUUUCGUGCUGUCGAUUAUUGGACUACGUAUCAUCAAGGUCGAGAUGACGAUUGCUCGAGCUCGUGUUUCGGACACUGAUCUAUCGGCUGGUAAGGAGAAGAUGACUGCGCGCUCUGUUGCUGAUGUGCGUACUAUCGAUUUGGAACUGAACGAAUUUUCGUUGGCUUUGGAUAAAAGAACGCAGUUGGGCAAGAAGUUGCCGACAAAGACUAUUUUGAACCCAGUGAAUGCGACCUUCAGUGCCGGAGUGUUGAACGUCAUCAUGGGACCUUCGGGAAGUGGAAAGACAUCGCUCCUCAACGCCAUGGCUCUUCGACUACGCGAUUCUGUCGGGACAAAGUAUCGACCAGCGGGAAAACUCACCUUCAACGGGGCUCGUCCUUCGGAUUCGGUCAUCCGAUCAGUGUGCUCUUAUGUCUGCCAAGAUGACGAUGCGUUAUUGCCGUCUCUUACUGUCCGUGAGACUCUUCGCUUUGCAGCUGGACUCCGCCUCCCAUCGUUCAUGGGUAAAGAUGAAAAGAACCGUCGAGCAGAAGAAGUUCUCCUCAAGAUGGGUCUAAAGGACUGUGCCGAUAACCUCGUUGGCGGUGAACUCAUCAAGGGUAUUUCUGGAGGAGAAAAGCGCCGUGUAUCCAUUGCAGUUCAGGUAUUGACCGACCCUCGUAUUCUUCUCCUCGACGAACCAACAUCAGGACUCGAUGCAUUCACCGCAAACUCCAUCAUGGAAGUCCUCCAGGGUCUCGCCAAUGAAGGCCGAACCCUCAUUCUCACAAUCCACCAAGCUCGAUCUGAUCUUUUUAGGGAAUUUGGAAACGUGUUGCUUUUGGCACGUGGUAGUUCGCAGGUUUACUCUGGCCCUGGAAGAGACAUGCUUGGAUACUUGGCGCGUCAUGGGUACGAGUGUCCUCAGCACACCAACCCUGCGGAUUUCGCCUUGGAUAUGAUCACGAUUGAUUUGCAGCAGGAAGGGAAAGAGCUCGAGUCUCGUAAACGGGUUCAGAGUAUGAUUGAUAAUUGGAAAGCCGAAAGUGCAUCGACCAAAGGCCAGAAACUCUCUGAUAUCCAAGAGAAGGAUGAGGUUCAGAAUACGGACUCUGCAGAUCAAACACAGACUACGCAGGAGGGCGCGACUCUUCCGCCCUCACCACCGCAAAAGCGUCGAUCUUUUAACAAAGCCAACCUCUCGACGCCCGCCGAACUAGGCGCCCUCAUCCGUAAACGCGCCCCUAUGACUACCGCACUUCCUCUCCUUCUCCAUCGUGCUCUCAUCAACACUUACCGUCAACCAGAGCUCAUCGUCGCUCGUCUCAUGCAAGUUAUCGGUCUUGCUCUCAUCCUGGCCCUCUUCUUCGCUCCCUUUGACAACGACUACUACUCUGUCCAGAGCCGAAUGGGUUUUGUUCAGGAAAUCGGCGCGUUCUACUUUGUCGGCAUGUUGCAAAAUACAGCCAUCUACCCCAGCGAGCGCGAUGUGUUUUACCGAGAAGACGACGACGGCGUCUAUAGCGUCAAUGCUUUUCUCGCUUCCUACACCAUCCUCGAGGUCCCCUUUGAGGUGAUAAGCUGUAUGAUAUUCGGUGUUCUGGGCGUCAUCGCGGUAGACCUCCCUCGCACGGCAACGCUCUACUUCACAUCCGUCUUUGCGUGCUUCGGCAUCGUAUCCUGCGGCGAGAGUCUCGGUAUCAUGUUCAACACGCUCUUUGGUCACACUGGUUUCGCCGUCAACAUAAUGGGCGUGUUCCUGGCUCUUGCUAAUACCAUGGCUGGCGUGCUCUCCAUUGACAUGCCCGAGCUGUUCAAGGCCUUCAACUACCUCUCGCCCAUCCGGUACGGCACACGCGCUGUGGCGCCGUAUUCCCUGCGUGGUAUCGAGUUUACAUGCAAUGACGAUCAGAGACUUGAGAACGGGAACUGUCCGAUCCAGACCGGCGAAGAGGUUCUGGAGUUGUACAACUUUGACGUCGAUCCUGUCAUCAACAUUGCGUGUUUGGCGGCUUGUGUAGUGGUGUAUAGGCUUUUGGCUUGGGGACUGUUGAAGAUUGCGAGAACGCAUUGGAAGGGGAAGAAGAAGGAUAAGCAGGACAGAAAUGAGGCAUAA